Molecule: messenger RNA, 1775 nt
Organism: Triticum aestivum (bread wheat)
Lineage: Eukaryota; Viridiplantae; Streptophyta; Magnoliopsida; Poales; Poaceae
Product: codeine O-demethylase
Exons: 4
Coding region: 440-1513 (357 amino acids)
Source: RefSeq, a predicted model, not a curated record
GUAGAAGAUAAUGUAGAACAAGGGGAUAACAGUUGAACGGAAAGAGAUAUCAAGUGACCUGCAGAUGGCAUACAGUGACACAAAAGUGUCCACAUAUAGCACAUUCUAAUCAGACAGUUGAAACAUAAACCAAUGCUGUAAGUAAGAACAGACUGCCCGUCAGUCUUUUGCACUUCAUAAUCACAUUCAGAUCUGAUGCACAACAGUCCAUGCAGACUGAGAUUAAGACAACUUGCUAAUUACUCCCUCCGUAAACUAAUAUAAGAGCAUUUAGAAUACUAAAGUAGUGAUCUAAACGCUCUUAUAUUAGUUUACAGAGGAAGUAAAAAUGAAGUCAUCCAUCUUGCUUAGUGCAGCUCUUCCUUCAAAAUAGUUCAUGCACAACAACCAAAGGCAGAGCAGACCAGAAUAAGCAAAGGUGACACAUCCUAGAACUCCAAUGGCUGAUGAGUCAUGGAGGUUGCCAAACUCGGUGCAGCAACUGGCUGCAACUGUGCAGGAGCCGCCGAGCCAGUACUUGCUCAGAGAGCAUGAAGGUCUUGACGGGCACCUGGCUGGUGCCGAGUUGCCAGAGCAGAUCCCAACCAUAGAUCUCGGCCUGCUAUCAGCAUCCAACGAUGCGGAGGAAGCCACCAAGCUACGAUCUGCGUUGCAGAGCUGGCGAUUCUUCAAGGUUUCUAACCAUGGAAUGGAGACCUCUAUGCUGGAUUCUGUGAUGACUGCAACAAGGGAAUUUUUUCACCUACCGCUUGAAGAGAAGAAGAAAUGCAGUAACCUGAUAGAUGGGAAACAUUUCCAGGUAGAAGGGUAUGGAAAUGACCAGGUGAAAACUCAACAUCAGAUUUUAGACUGGUCUGAUCGACUGCAUCUUAGAAUUGAGCCAGAGGGUGGGAGAAACCUUGCACAUUGGCCAACACAUCCCAAAUCUUUCAGGGAUGAUCUGCACAAAUACGCAUUGAAAUGCAAGAGAAUCAAAGGCGACAUCCUUCGGGCAAUAGCCAAGCUUUUGGAGCUUGAUGAAGACUCCCUCGUUAAUCAGUUUAACAGUAACGCCCGCACUUAUUCUAGAUUCAACUACUUCCCGCCGUGUCCAAGACCUGAUCUUGUCCUGGGCGUCAAGCCUCACGCGGAUUUCUCUGUUCUCACGGUUCUUCUCAUGGACAAAGAUGUCGCUGGGCUGCAAUAUCUUAGAGAUGGAACCUGGUACAAUGUUCCAGCUGUGUGUAACCACACCUUGCUGAUCAACAUUGGUUUUGCAAUGGAGAUAAUGACCAACGGGAUCUUCACAGGGCCAGUGCAUAGAGUUGUGACUAAUGCCGAUAAAGAGAGGAUAUCAGUGGCCAUGUUCUAUGGUGUGGACCCUGAUCAAGAGAUUGGGCCAAUAGCUCAUCUGUUGAGUCAUGAGCAACCGGCACGGUACAGGAAAAUGAAGGCCAAGGACUUACUAGUCGCGCAACUUGACCAUUUCUCUCAAGGCCGAGGAGCACGAAUUGCCGAUGCAUUCAAGAUCUAAGUGAGAUAACUGUACUUUCAUGCCACAGUACCAAUGGAAAGUAAAUAAUUGAUGAACUUACAGAGGAUGAAUCUGGUUAAAAUAAAGAAUUAGUCCGAUUUAUGUUUGAGUUUAUAUAAAUACGCUCUGUGAACACUUCCAUAUUCUCUUAUCAGCUCCAGUGUCUCUUCCCUUCCUUCUUCUGUACUAGCUUUUAUUCUUAAAAAAAUCAUAUCCCCAUGAGUGAAUAAAUCAUUUUUAUGAUGUUCAAAUGUUGACACCA